UAUAUAACUUAAAAAAACUUUGCAAUUCUGUGAAAUAAAGCAAAUUCUAAAAUGAUUCUUUCUGGCCUAUACAACAGAGAUACAACCUGUACAAUACAACAUAGAUAUAUUUCUAACAUGGGGAAUUCAGCCAUUUUCCUGUGUGGUUCAAACACACGGUUCACUAAUGAUAUAAUUCACUCAUUUACUUUAUAGUCAGUAUAUCUCCCUGAAUCUAUAGUUCACAAAUUAUUUUGAAUGAUGAUCCAAUCACAGCACUACAGCUGCUAAUGUAAACUAAUCUGUGGGUGAGGUCAGUUUCAUUCCUCGCUGGCUAUUCUUAACAGUUGUUACUUCUUUUUAAAAUCUUACAUGAAAGCCCACCGUCUCAGCUCCUACAAGACACGGACGUCAUGAUGAGUGAGUUUGAAGAAGACUCACCUGUAAUUCGGGCUGUGGAUUCAUUGCAAGCAGUGGGACAGCUCUUCCAGGUAUGUAUACAGGCAGUGGAACAGCUCCUAGCAGAGAGGGAGAACCUCAUCGAACAACUAACACGCCUGAAGGAACCCAUGCACCAAGAGGUUUGUGUUAAGAAGGCAGAAUUGUUGGCGCUUUACCAAAAUAAAUCAAAGACUCAAAUUGAAUGCGACAAUCUCAAAGAAGAGAUGAAGCUCAUCAAGAAAAAGCUGUUCGAAGUCACUAAAGCCCACAUGGCGUGCAAAUUCAAACUGGACACCAGCAAACAAGUGCUUCCUCAGGUCGCUCUAGUGAGGGAAGAACUAGAAUCCAAAGUCCAGACUCUUUCUGUUGAACUCGCAGGGCUGAAAACUCACAGCCGCGGAGAGAUCAACCAAAUGAUCCAACGGUUUGAAAAUAAUAGAGACACAAAAGAGAUCCUAUCAUUGUCUAAGAAUCGUGAAACUGAUCUAAAAUUUCAAAGAGUUUUGGUGGAACAGAGACAAGAGUUGGACAAGUACUAUCAACCUAAACUGGAAAGGCUCAUGAAAUGGAACAAGACCAGUGUCGAAUCACUGCAACGCACUAAACAGGAGAUCAAAGACCUAAUAAAAGAACUACAGCCAUUGCAGGAACAAGUAGCAAAACUGAACACGCAGAGGAAAUGCCUUGUGAAGCAGCUGCAACUCCUGCAGAUUAAGAGAGCUGAAGAUGCCGUGCAAUAUCAGGAACACCAGAGGGAACUGGAGGAAAAAGUGAUCAUUUUAAGAACGGAGCUCGCAGUGCAAACAAAUAAGAAUGAUAACAUCAAGAACUUGAAGGCAAGCCUAUCAGAGGAUCUGUGUGUUUACAAGGAACGUUUAACAAUAUACGGAAACCUCAUCAACUCAAAUGUAAGAAACCGAUGUGAUUUAAAGCAUCCAACUAACUGAAUGAAAUGGUUUACAAACAGUUCCUCAAUUCACAAGAUCAAACAUUAAGUCAUGUUCAACUGUUACCCCACCCGCUCCCCCUUCGUAUCAACUCAUUGGCUAUUGAGAUCCACAUUGUAUGCUGCACUGAAGNUUUUUUUGUUACUAAUUUUCUUUGAGCAGUUAAUAAAAAAUAAAUGUUUAAUCAAA
Callorhinchus milii (elephant shark) is the source of this 1556-nucleotide messenger RNA. RefSeq names its product syncoilin, intermediate filament protein (gene sync). Bases 393 to 1367 code for a protein of 324 amino acids. NCBI's taxonomy places the organism in Eukaryota, Metazoa, Chordata, Chondrichthyes, Chimaeriformes, Callorhinchidae. The record is from RefSeq and is a predicted model, not a curated record. The transcript has 4 exons. Gene Ontology annotation, cellular component: intermediate filament.